AAAAUCAUCUCCUCACAAAGGGGCAGGGCUGGACACAUGUCGCCCCGUGGCAGCUCGACUGGCCGCCGGAAGGAGGCGUCGCCGGCAACAGGGAAUGCAGUUCAUGGCAGCGGGAACGACGUCGUGGCUGGGGACUCCGGCAAUGGGAGGACGGAAUCGAGCCAGAGGGUUAGGCUGAUGCUGAACCCGAAGAAGGAUCACGAGCCGGAAGCGUACGAGGACUUGAAAUUGGAUUUCUGUUCUUCGUUUUUCAGCUCGCUGGAGAGGCACCUACCAACGAAAAUGCUCAACGCUUCUCGCGACGAGAAGGUUAAGUACAUGAACGAGAUUUUGCUCGAUUAUCUCCCACCCGGAGUGCGGAACAGAGAUCAAAAGCAAAGAAAAUACAGACAGAGGAUAAUAUCAAAUUAUCAGCCUCUGCAUCGACAGUUGUACACUAUUGAUCCUACAACAUUCUUUGUCCCAAUGUUUCUGAAAGCAAUUAGUGAUAAUACGGAUCAAAGCUUUAGGAGUAUAAUGUCUGAGCCCGCUCCAGGCAUUUUUACAUUUGAAAUGCUUCAGCCACACUUUUGUGAGUUAUUGUUAUCUGAGGUUGAAAAUUUUGAGAAGUGGGUUAACGAAGCAAAAUUCCAAGUUAUGCGUCCCAAUACAAUGAAUAAAUAUGGUGUUGUACUUGAUGACUUUGGCCUUCAAACUAUGCUUGACAAGCUUAUGGAAAAUUUCAUUUGUCCGUUGUCUAAAGUGUUCUUUGCAGAAGUUGGUGGAUCAACCCUGGAUUCUCAUCAUGGGUUUAUAGUUGAAUAUGGUAAAGAUAGAGAUGCUGACUUGGGUUUCCAUGUGGAUGACUCAGAAGUAACGUUGAAUGUUUGCUUGGGUAGGCAAUUUUCUGGGGGGGAUUUGUUUUUUCGGGGCAUGCGAUGUGAGAAACAUGUACAUACAGACAGUCAUUCAGAGGAGAUCUUUGACUAUUCCCAUGUCCCUGGACGAGCUGUACUUCAUCAUGGUUGUCAUCGCCAUGGUGCUAGAGCUACAACAUCUGGUCAUCGGGUCAACCUACUUCUGUGGUGCAGAAGUUCUGCUUUUAGAGAGAUGAAAAGGUACAAAACAGAUUUCUCUAGCUGGUGUGCUGAGUGCAAUCAAAAGAAGAAAGAAAAGCUGCACUCGUCAAUUGAAGCUACCAAAUUGGUACUGUUCAGGAGAGAAGGCGAAACAACUGCAUAAUAUGUUUUGUUCAGUUGAAGUAAAAGAGGAUAGUAGAAAAAUGUAUUACCUGUAAUCAUUUAGUCCAAACCAAUGAGUAUGAUUCCUUAUUUAGGUGUCUGUAGAAGUUAACAACCGGAGUGGAAGCCGUUUCUUUGUGAGUAGUAUAAAACAAAACAAAACAAUUUCUCCGCAGCUGACUGAUUUCAAGUUUCAUUAUCAGUCAUUGUCGGCCGCAUGCAUGCCAAGUUGCCAACCAUGCGAUGAUACAUUAU
Messenger RNA from Gastrolobium bilobum, 1475 nucleotides. Its product is annotated as 2-oxoglutarate and iron-dependent oxygenase domain-containing protein CP2-like. The record is from RefSeq and is a predicted model, not a curated record. The coding region runs from base 37 to 1221 and encodes 394 amino acids. Gene Ontology annotation, molecular function: iron ion binding; L-ascorbic acid binding; oxidoreductase activity, acting on paired donors, with incorporation or reduction of molecular oxygen. Lineage: Eukaryota; Viridiplantae; Streptophyta; Magnoliopsida; Fabales; Fabaceae. The transcript is spliced from 10 exons.